AUGCGCAGAGGCCGCCAAGGCUCAGAUUUUGAAGAGCCAACGAUCGCCCACCUGCGAGCUAAGCUGAGGAGGUGGUCCGAGAUGCUGAGUCAGCUGGUGGCAGCGCUUUUCACGUUCGGCCGUUCAGCGGUGUGUGAGGAUCUUUCGUCCUAUCCGCCGCCGAGGAGGAAGUCGGGUGUGGAUCUCACUGCAUCUUUCGUCGCUGCGAGAGCAGGAGUGCCGCUGCACUCAUGGACAAAGCUUACCCAUCUCAAGCAUGCUCGUCGGCAUGUGCGUGUUUUCAACACGCGGAGGAAGCGCAAGAGCAGGGAGGCUGCGGGGUUUGAGGAGGCUCUCGGCCUCAACAACGCCGCUGAGAACAAGGCGCCGGUGCCCCACAGCCGCGUCAUCGAUGGACUUUAUGAGUUCGAAGGCACAGAGCCAUCCGAAGGUGACUGACAAGCACUCUCACACUCACACUCACACGUGGUGACUCUCCCUAACAUACAUGGCAUUCCGACUCUUUGUAUCAGGCUUCGGCGACGUGCCACGCACCACCAUCCCCCUGACGCCCCCAGAAGACCCUCCGCGGCCGGCUCGUCAGUCCACCGUGCCCGCCACCAAGAAGCGAGCGCAGCUGCUAGAGCACAAAACGUGGAACUUCAACCAGCAGGACAGAGAUGAGGAGGGCACCCUGCAGUCCCACCCAGACAGCCGGAGGGGCUUGAAGAACGACCCCGAGUGGCAGUUCUUCGACACGGCCAAGAUCAACGUCAAGGCGGGCGACGGCGGCAACGGCUGCUGCUCCUUCAGACGCGAGAAGUAUGUUCCCCUGGGCGGCCCUGAUGGCGGGACUGGUGGGAGGGGCGGGUCGGUGGUGCUGGAGGCCGACCCCAACAUCAAUACGCUCUACCGCUUCAGGCGCCAGGUGCACUGGAAGGCCCAGAGCGGAGGACACGGCGGCAGCAAAAACAAAAUGGGGGUGAGGGAGGGGAGCCACACUGACCUGAACCGCGUCACGCCGCCGACAUGUCAUAUGUGCCGUGUCUGGUGGUGCGUGUGUGGGUGCCGUGGCGUGCCCUGCCCUUCAGGAGUCAGGGUCUGAUUUGGUGGUGAUUGUGCCGCCGGGCACUGUGGUCCGGGACGAGGAGGGGCGGCUGGCAGGCGAACUGCGCAGACAGGGAGACCGACUCACGGUAGGUACGGUAAGAUGCACAGACAUAAAGACACAAGAUCAAUGAAUGCCUCACCGCUCCUUGAUCUGAUCUGAUCUAUCAGGUUGCCCGAGGCGGGCGUGGGGGUCGCGGCAACGCCUCCUUCAAGACGCAGGCCAACAACGCCCCGAAGCUGGCCGAGAAGGGCGAGAGGGGCACCUGCCGCUGGAUCAACCUGGAGCUCAAGAUCGUGGCCGACGUGGGGCUGGUGGGGUGCCCCAACGCCGGCAAGAGCACACUGCUGUCGGUGGUCAGCAACGCCAAACCAAAGAUAGCCGACUACCCCUUCACCACAGUGGUGCCCAACCUGGGUGUGUGCGACAUGCCUGAGGUGCUCUCUGCCGGUGAUGGGAGGGGCAUGGUGCUGGCCGACAUCCCAGGGCUGCUGGAGGGGGCGCAUCGGGGAGUGGGCCUCGGGAUGGCCUUCCUCCGUCACGUCGAGCGGUGCAAAAUCAUCCUGCACAUCAUCAAUGGAGACAGCCCGGUGAGGGAGGGAAUGAGGGCACCACAGCACAGCCAAUGGCACAAGUGGCGAGGCGCGGGAUCGUGUCUCUGUGCGCCUUGCAGGACCCCGUGGGCGAUUUCCAUGCCAUCAAUCAGGAGCUGCUGUUCUUCAACCCACAACUCGCGAAGAAACCACAGGUAGAUAGAUCCGCAUGGCAGCCAUCGAUAGAUCGUGUUGAUUGACGUUUUGUGCGUAUGUGUGUGUAUGUGUGUGUGUGUGUGUGUGUGUAGGUGGUGGUGCUGAACAAGAUCGACCUGCCUCAUGUGCGGGAGCGGCUUCCGGCACUGCAGGAGGAGAUUCAGGCCACCCUCAACCACACGCGAUUCCUCGCCAUAUCAGCACUGACUCGCGAGCGUGUGCCUGAGCUAAUGAUGCGGCUCAGAAAACUCGCAAACCACAUCGCCGAGACCGAAAAAGGUGGCUAGCCGUGGCAUGGCAACACACAGCGCAAGACGGCCGGUCCCCACUGUCUCGGUGUGCGUUGUGUUGUGUGGCGUCAGAUGUCGACUUUGGUUGGGUGGCCGACGGUGGUGGUGCUGGUGGAGAGGACCGUGUGGACUUCGAGCGUCUUGACCAGGGGUCGGUGCUCGACGGGGAGUUCGUCAUUGAGGCCGACCCCGUCAACUUCCCUGGUAUGUAUGUAUGUGAUGUGUGGUGUGCAUCCCAUGCACCAUCUCGUGCGUGGAGUGGCGUGCAUUCAGCCCAGCCGUACACGAACGAAACGAAUGGUUGAUUUGAUUGGUCGCUAAAAUAGGUCAGUAUCGUGUGGUGGGUCGGACCAUCGAGCGUGUGGUGGACAUGACCAACUGGGACUACUACGAGUCCACACUCAGAUUCAAACGAAUACUCGAUGCCACCGGCAUCACCAAGGUCAGACACACACUGCACGUGCGCGGGCUGGAUGGAUGGAUGUUGUGUGUUUGUGCAGGCGCUGCACGCUGCUGGUGCCGAGGCGGGUGACUUGGUCAUGAUAGGUGACCUCGACUUCGAGUUCGCACCCGAAGACGACACAGAAUGCAACCGCACGCCGAAAAGGUAACAGAGGUGGUCAGACCGUAGUAUCCUGCUCGACGAUGGCAUGGGUGACUCUGAUGGAUGCUGGGGUGCUUUGUCUGUGUGUUCUGGCGGGCCAGGAGUGCUGGCUCAUUGGCGAAGGAGAUCGAGAGGCACGACAAUGAGCCUGGACAAGGUAGGUACACAGGAAGCCGACGCGUCCAGGAUCGGCCCCGCAUGGUGUGCUAUGUUGUGUUGUGUUGUGUCAGUGCCUCCGCCCCCAUGGACCGUCAAGAAGUGAAUGAAGUCCAGUGCAUGCCAUGUGGUGCGUGUGCCUGUCGAUACCUCUAUCUAGUCUGAGUGUGUGUCAAGCUUUAGUAAGAUGUGGCAUUGGUUGGUGUGAGGACAUUUAUGUGUACGUGACUGACGAGAAAACAUUCACAUAAUAAAGUAGUAG
Vitrella brassicaformis is the source of this 3148-nucleotide messenger RNA. Lineage: Eukaryota; Vitrellaceae. The record is from the annotation of a GenBank genome assembly.